This is a messenger RNA of Linderina pennispora, 711 nucleotides long. Its product is annotated as P-loop containing nucleoside triphosphate hydrolase protein. Gene Ontology annotation, cellular component: cytosol; cytoplasm; nucleus. Lineage: Eukaryota; Fungi; Kickxellomycota; Kickxellomycetes; Kickxellales; Kickxellaceae. The transcript has 4 exons. Gene Ontology annotation, molecular function: ATP binding; dTMP kinase activity. Bases 78 to 623 code for a protein of 181 amino acids. Gene Ontology annotation, biological process: dTTP biosynthetic process; dUDP biosynthetic process; dTDP biosynthetic process. The record is from RefSeq and is a predicted model, not a curated record.
UUUGUGUACAUUUUAAAGCGCAUUUCUUUCUUUUUUCGCUGUUGCUGCAUUUGCUGACAAGAGAUUCGUGCAAGAGAAUGGCUCGCGGUCUAUUUCUGCUGUUUGAGGGCUGCGACCGCAGUGGCAAGUCGACACAGUGCUCGAUGCUGGUGGAGGCCCUGCAACGGGAGGGUGUCAAGGCCAAAUUGCUAAAGUUCCCCGACCGCACGACCGCCAUCGGGCAGAUGAUCAACGGGCUGUCGGAUGAGGCGGCCAUGGAGGACAUCCGGGCAGAGCUGGAGGCAGGCACGACCCUGGUGGUGGACCGGUAUGCGUUCUCGGGCGUCGCGUUCUCGGCGUGCAAGGGACUGAGCAUGAAGUGGUGCAAGGCGCCAGACGUUGGGCUGAUUGCGCCAGGACAGAACCAAGGAGGGACGGCUUACGGCGAGGAGGUGUAUGAGAAGCGCGAGUUCCAGAUUGAGGUGCGCGUCAAGUUUUUUGCGCUGAUGGAGGCUAACUGGUCGAUUGUCGAUGCGAACCGCGACAAGGACACGAUCCAUAGGCAGAUCAUGAACCUGUCCAAGGCGCUUCUCAAACGGCAUGAGAAGGAGCCGCUGCCGCUGGGCAAGCUGUGGGUGGACUAAGCAGCGACAAAACCACAGCAACGGCACUCAAUCGGAUUAAUGGGGCAAGGCUAUAUGUUGUCCGCACUUGUGUCCCUAGUUCUCACUU